Messenger RNA from Ochotona curzoniae (black-lipped pika), 1176 nucleotides. It is a transcript of the gene PCBP3, whose product is annotated as poly(rC) binding protein 3. NCBI's taxonomy places the organism in Eukaryota, Metazoa, Chordata, Mammalia, Lagomorpha, Ochotonidae. The transcript has 13 exons. Gene Ontology annotation, biological process: regulation of RNA metabolic process; regulation of gene expression. The coding region runs from base 88 to 1176 and encodes 362 amino acids. Gene Ontology annotation, cellular component: cytoplasm; nucleus. The record is from RefSeq and is a predicted model, not a curated record. Gene Ontology annotation, molecular function: mRNA binding.
CCAGGUGACGCCAUCUGGACCCCGUCCAUCCUUGCUCACAGCACCCUUGGUGCUGUACGUCACGCCCAGCUGCACUUUGGGACAGACAUGGAGACCAAGGUCUCGGAAGGUGGUCUGAACGUGACCCUGACGAUCCGUCUGCUGAUGCAUGGGAAGGAAGUUGGAAGCAUCAUUGGCAAGAAAGGAGAGACUGUGAAGAAGAUGCGUGAGGAGAGUGGGGCAAGGAUCAACAUCUCAGAAGGAAACUGCCCAGAGAGGAUCGUGACCAUCACAGGCCCAACGGAUGCCAUAUUCAAGGCCUUUGCAAUGAUCGCAUACAAGUUUGAGGAGGACAUCAUCAGCUCCAUGAGCAACAGCCCUGCCACCAGCAAGCCACCGGUCACCCUGAGGCUGGUGGUCCCGGCCAGCCAGUGCGGCUCGCUCAUUGGCAAAGGCGGCUCCAAGAUCAAGGAGAUGAGGGAGUCCACAGGUGCCCAGGUCCAGGUGGCCGGGGACAUGCUGCCCAACUCCACGGAGCGGGCGGUGACCAUCUCGGGGACCCCGGAUGCCAUCAUCCAGUGUGUCAAGCAGAUCUGUGUGGUCAUGCUGGAGUCCCCACCGAAAGGUGCCACCAUCCCCUACCGCCCAAAGCCCGCCUCCACCCCUGUCAUUUUUGCAGGUGGUCAGGUAAGAGCCGACCCGCUCGCGGCCUCCACUGCCAACCUCAGCCUUUUACUGCAGCACCCGCCGCUGCCCGCCUACACAAUCCAGGGACAGUACGCCAUACCCCAUCCGGAUCAGUUGACCAAGCUCCACCAGUUGGCCAUGCAGCAAACCCCCUUUCCUCCCCUCGGACAGACCAACCCCGCUUUCCCCGCAGAAAAGCUGCCUUUACACUCCUCCGAAGAAGCUCAAAAUCUGAUGGGCCAGUCGCCAGGUCUGGACGCCAGUCCCCCGGCCAGCACUCAUGAGCUCACCAUUCCCAAUGAUCUAAUAGGCUGCAUCAUUGGACGCCAAGGGACCAAAAUCAAUGAAAUACGACAGAUGUCAGGAGCCCAGAUCAAAAUUGCCAACGCCACGGAAGGGUCAUCGGAGCGUCAGAUCACCAUCACGGGGACCCCAGCCAACAUCAGCCUUGCCCAGUAUCUCAUCAACGCCAGGCUGACGUCUGAGGUCACCGGGAUGGGCGCGCUCUAA